AUGUGGCUCCUUGGUUUCUCUACAAACAACCGAAGAAACCUAUGGAUAAUUGGUGCAAUUCUGCUGGUGAUCCUUCUGACCGUGAUCUUAAAGAAGUGGGUCGUCUACCUUGAGUUCCAAGCAACCAAAUGUUCCAAAAGAGAAGGCGAUGGGAAACAACACCGAGGAAGUUCAAUUUCAAAGAGCAGUUUGUGUGGGCCUGGUGUUAUAAGAACGUAUGCUCUUGAAGAGCUGAGGACGGCGACGAGGGAGUUCAAGAUUCAGAUAGGCGUCGGAGGCACAUCUUUGGUGUAUCUUGCGGAGCUUGGCGACGGAAGAUUUGGUGCAGUGAAGCGGGUGAUGGAGGAGAGAGGUGGGAGCAAGAAGAUGUUCUUGGAUGAAAUUUCUGUUCUGCUUAGGAUCUCUCAUCCCAAUUUGGUGGGCUUAUUGGGCUUUUGCUUGGAGAAAGGAGAACAACUUCUACUACUAGAAUACGUUCCAAACAAGAGCCUUUUCGAAAAAAUGCACACAUACCAUGGCCAAUUGUCAGGGAUAUUGACAUGGUCGAACCGCUUGAGCAUUGCCCUAGACAUAGCUCGGGCCCUUGAUUACCUCCACACUCAAGCCGACCCGCCCAUAAUUCAUAGAGAUGUCAAAUCCUCCAACAUUCUCUUAAUCGACAAUAACCACGCCAAGCUUGCCGACUUUGGGCUUUGCAAGUUGGGCCAUGACACAAGCCACGGGUCACGAAUGCCGACUACCGUGAAAGGCUCGUUGGGCUAUGUCGACACUUACUACUUAAACACGGGUCUGGUAUCGCCAAAAAGUGAUGUGUAUAGUUUUGGGGUCCUCUUGCUUGAGCUAAUAACGGGCCUAAAAUCCAUACAAGGCUCAGAGACUCUUGCAGGAUGGACCGAGGAGUGCCGCAAGAAGGAUGACAUUGAAGUCUUGGUUACUUUGUUGGACCCAAAACUCAAUGGUAAUGCAAAUUUAGUGCAGCUUCGGGUGUUGAUCAAUGUAGCCAACUCAGCAUUACUUCAUAAUUCUGAAGGGAGGCCGGACAUGAGAAACAUUGUACAUACGAUUUCAAGUUGUAUGGAGCCUCAAUUUCUGCUCGAUUUGCCUGUAUAA
Corylus avellana is the source of this 1110-nucleotide messenger RNA. Its product is annotated as protein CYTOSOLIC ABA RECEPTOR KINASE 9-like. Gene Ontology annotation, molecular function: protein kinase activity; ATP binding. Lineage: Eukaryota; Viridiplantae; Streptophyta; Magnoliopsida; Fagales; Betulaceae. Gene Ontology annotation, biological process: protein phosphorylation. The record is from RefSeq and is a predicted model, not a curated record.